GAUAUAUCGCCAUUACUUAUAUGUCGUCCUGAAAACUAAAUCCUUAUCGUAUUCAGGGUAUUGUCUGUUAGUAAGCGUAAAAAUACUGUCACUUUUGAUCCUCGGAUCUCUCUAUCUCUGGUCAACUCCCGCAAAACAGCAAUUGUCCCCUCCACGGCCAUCUUGCUCAUUUUCUUCUCCUUGUGGUUUGCGGGCAUGGUUAAAUUGUGGAGUUCCCAAGUUGUCUGCGGGACGAGAACGACGAUCUUUAGAAGUAUAUACAUCCCAUGCAUAAGAAUGGUGAAAAGAAUGUCUUCAAAUGGCUCAGAGUCUCACCACAUCGGCCAUGACAUAGUCAGCGAAGAGGGCGAGAAGUGACAAAUCUCGGCACUCAACGCUGAUAUCCGAACCCAUGCGGAAACUCCACUGGAUGCCAUUGACCUAUAUCGUCCCAUGGUUUCGACUGAGGUCGAGUCAUUCAAGAUUCUUUUUUGUCAGCUUCGGACUUUUGCUCAGUCAGCCGCAAGGGGUCGGGGUCCGAAUCAAGCGAGAAACUGGACCCAGAUAAUGCUAUUUAACCAUCCCAAGCUGGGAAAGAUCGUGACCAUCCUUCCACCAUCAGCUACUACUUCCCAAUUACCAUCGGUUCUCCUUACAAUGGCGACUAUGAGACCCAUCGUCUUCUACGCCCACCAUGCUGGCCCAAACCCCCAAAAAGGUAGUUAUGGUUCUGGAGAGCUCAAAGUCCCCUACAAGGUCAAGCUACUCGAAUUUCCAGAGAUGAAGCAAGCUGCCUGGAAGAAGAUUAAUCCUAACGGCUAGGUUCCUGCAAUUAAAGAUUCCAACACUAGAACCACUCUCUAGGAGUUGGGGGCAAUCUUUAAAUACCUUGUGACAAAGUACAAUAAAUAGAACGAGAUCAGUUUCCCCAACUAACUCCCAGGAGUCCUACCAUGCAAUACAGUGGCUCCAUUUCUAAGCAUCAGGCCAAGGUUCAUAUUUUAGCCAGGCUGCGUGGUUCAAAAUCCAUCAUAAAGAGCAGCUCCAGACUGCUAUUAAAUGAUAUAGCAAUAAGAUUCAGCGCGUGUCAGGGGUGUUAAACUGGGUCUUGGCAGAACGCAAAUACCUGGUUAAUGAUAAAUACAGCGAUGUGGAUAUUGUAUUUGUCCCCUGGUUUGAUGUCAUUCCAUGGGUGGCGGGUGAUGCGAUUGAUUUAGAGGACUUUCGCAAUGUCCAUGCAUGGCUGAAUACAUUGAGAUCACGCCCUUCAGUCAUUACCGGUCUAGGUGCUAAGUCUGAGGUGCCCAAGAAG
Molecule: messenger RNA, 1291 nt
Organism: Aspergillus novofumigatus IBT 16806
Lineage: Eukaryota; Fungi; Ascomycota; Eurotiomycetes; Eurotiales; Aspergillaceae
Exons: 1
Coding region: 433-801 (122 amino acids)
Source: RefSeq, a predicted model, not a curated record